AUGCUGGGCUGUGUGCACUCAGUCUGCUGUCUCUCCGCAUUGCUGCUACUGGGAGUUCAAACACUUUUUGCACAACAACUGCUGCCCGGGUCCUGUAAUUUUGAGCUGGGAGCAUGUGGCUACACCUCGGACCCCCACUAUGGCUCCUGGACCAUCAACGAGGAAGGACACAUGAUCACUCUGGACCCAGACCUACAGGACCUCCAGGACCCUCAGGAGAGAGCGAUCCUGCUGAGCCCGUUCCUGGAGCAUCAAGAGUGGAGCUGUGUGCGUCUGGUCUAUCAGCUCACAGGGAACAGUUCUCUCCUGCUCCACCUCAGGCCAAAGCACCACACAUUUGACCGCACUCUGUGGAAGACUCACACAGCCUCAGACAGUUGGCUCAUCGCCAGCGUGGACCUGCCCAACACCACACAGCCAUACCAGAUUUUGUUGGAGGGGAAAACUGACAGAGAUCCACAAAACAGUGCCGCCAUAUUUGAAAUACACAUAGUUCCUGGUUACUGCAUUGAGUGUAACUUUGAGGAGCAUCACUUGUGUGGCUAUAGUAACAGUUGGAAUCCAAACGUAAACUGGUACGUGGGCGGGAGCUUGGCCAGUGAGUCCAACCUGCUGGAGGCUCAGAGACACUAUCCACACUCAGGACAGUACAUGUAUGUGGACUCUGUGUACGCCAAGCAGUUCCAGGAAGUGGCCUAUCUCACAUCUCCCAUGACAACAGCACCCAUGAGCGGCUGUCUGUCCUUCUUCUACCUCCGAAACCAGGGGAGGGACAAUAUAUUCUCCGUCUUCACCAGGGACCAGCUGGGACACUAUGAGGAGCUGUGGAGACCAGAGGCUCAUGUGUCAAUGGGCUGGACUCAUGUCAGUGUGGACAUCAAGGCCCCCCACCCUCUGCAGGUGGUGUAUGAGGUGGCUUUCAACAGCGCCAGAGGAGGUUACGUUGCUAUUGACGAUAUUUCCUUUUCUCCAGUGUUCUGCCACAAUGACACUGAGCCAGACUUCGACCCUUCUGUUGCUAACUGUGACUUCGAGGAGGGGCUGUGUCAGUACUUUCUGGAGUUUGGAGUCUGGAGCAGGACAUCAGUGAAGGCCAACAUGUACCGGACCGGAGACCACACCACAGGGACAGGUUACUUCCUGCAGACCCAUGUCCCGUUCUCGUCCCGGGCGUCUUACAUGGACCGUCUCCAUGGCCCUCUGUUGCCUGGAAACACAAAAUACUGCCUGAACUUCUUCUACCUGCUGCACGGGUUCAGGGGGCUGGACCACGCUCUGUCCGUCUACAUUUACGAUGAGAAUAACGUGAUCCUGGAGAAGCUCUGGAGUCUGACUGAUACAACCAGAUCAGUGUGGCACAAAGUGGACCUCACCUACAUGAAACCAAUGCGCUCAAAGGUGGUGUUUGUGAGCCUCUGUAAGACCUUCUGGGACUGUGGCUCUGUGGCUUUGGACGACAUCAGUGUGAAUGUGGGGGACUGCCAGAUCAACUCAGUUUCAUUGGCGGCCCGGUGUGACUUUGAGCAGGACCUGUGUGGCUACAUGCAGGACAAAAACGACAGUGCUGAUUGGCUUAGAGUCCGAGGCAUGACCCCCACCUUCUACACGGGGCCCAGAGGAGACCACAGCACAGGGGUGGGAUACUUUGUGUACAUCGAGGCCUCUCUGAUGCGUCCUGGUCACAGAGCUCGUCUGCUCAGUCCUCAGAUGCGUGGCUCCUCCUCUCCUCUGUGUUUGCUUUUUCACUUCCACAUGUACGGCUCCGGCACAGGAAUCCUCAGGGUCCUUCUGAGGCGCAGAGACCACGCACGGGACUCUCCUCUGUGGAAAAGGACUGGGGAGCAGGGCAUCGGCUGGAUGAGGGCCACAGUCGACUAUCGCAGUGAUCAGGCUCAUCAGAUUGUCUUUGAAGCGACUCGGGGCCCUUCCCUCAGGAGUGACAUUGCUUUAGACGACAUUGAGUUUAAACAAGGGCCAUGUGAAGAUCUUACAGAGUCAUAUUCUGGCUUCUCUGAGGAUUUCAAUAACAUCGAAAGUUACCGCUAAAAGUUUUGUAAAGAUGGAAAGAUUGUAGCUGCA
Messenger RNA from Boleophthalmus pectinirostris (great blue-spotted mudskipper), 2079 nucleotides. It is a transcript of the gene mamdc2a, whose product is annotated as MAM domain containing 2a. The record is from RefSeq and is a predicted model, not a curated record. Gene Ontology annotation, cellular component: membrane. The transcript has 13 exons. Bases 1 to 2046 code for a protein of 681 amino acids. NCBI's taxonomy places the organism in Eukaryota, Metazoa, Chordata, Actinopteri, Gobiiformes, Gobiidae.